Messenger RNA from Cynocephalus volans (Philippine flying lemur), 738 nucleotides. It is a transcript of the gene C10H16orf95, whose product is annotated as chromosome 10 C16orf95 homolog. Lineage: Eukaryota; Metazoa; Chordata; Mammalia; Dermoptera; Cynocephalidae. Bases 82 to 489 code for a protein of 135 amino acids. The transcript has 6 exons. The record is from RefSeq and is a predicted model, not a curated record.
CUCUCGGUCGCCACCGACAGGAAGCACACGAAGAGCACAUUUCAAACGCUUGGGAAAGAAGUGUGCCUCUCAGUUCAUUCGAUGUACCCUGGCCCCCGUGCUGUUCUACGAGAGCCCAUCUGCUGCGAGUGCCAGACCAAAUUUGGGGGCCGCCUGCCUGUUCCCAGGGCCGAGGCAGCACUGCCUUACUGGGUCCCUCUGUCCCUGAGACCCCCAAAACAGAUGGUGAAAAGACAGCAGACUUUCACAGGCGUCCAAGAAACCCCCUUGGACUUGCACUCCUGGUACAACCGCUGGCAGGUCUGCUGCGAUGAGGACCUCCUGCUGAAGUGGCAGCAGCUCCAGGCCCUUCACCAGGAUGAGCCACUGGCCCUGGGGAGGGGAGCCAGCUCUCCGGCCUCCCUCCUGUCCCUUGGCCUCAGCCUUCUGACCCUCCUUCAGGUCAUCCUGAGGGUCAUUGAGGCCAUUCGCCAGUUUUUUUGGGUUUGAAGUUGGACUCUCCAGCUACUGUCAAGAACAUCGACAGGAAUGUUAGUCACAGUCAAGAUCUUUAACAAAAAUCCUCAGAUCAGGAGGAGUCCAUGAUGCCCACUGUUUUCUCGUGCACUAUAAUUCACACCCAGGAUCCAGUCCUGGUGAUCCAUCAUCAGGUGAUUCUCAGUUGUAGCAGAGUGGAUGCGAGCGUGGGUGACAUUGUUAUGAAUGCAGCCAAUAAAUGUUAUUUGUGAAACUUUAAAA